AUGUCCCUCAAAACAGCAAAAGAAAUCUGGGAUUAUCUCAAGGCUGAAUAUGAAGGAGAUGAGAGGAUUCGUGGAAUGAAAGUUCUGAAUUUGAUCAGGGAUUUCAAGUUGCAGAAGAUGAAGGAGUCAGAGUUAGUAAAAGAGUACUCUGACAGACUUCUCAGCAUCGCCAACAAUGUGAGAUUGCUUGGUUCUGUAUUAAAUGAUUCCAGGAUAGUUGAAAAGCUGCUAGUCACUCUUCCAGAGAAGUUUGAAGCCACCAUUACGACUCUAGAGAACACCAAAGACUUGUCAAAGAUUUCUCUUACAGAGCUCUUAAAUGCUUUACAAGCGCAAGAGCAAAGGAGGUCUAUGAGACAAGAAGGGGUGAUUGAAGGUGCCUUACUUGUUAAGCAUCAAGACAGCCGCAGACAAAAGGAGGAGGUUUCAAAAAAUCCUAUCCACCUUGCCGCCAUUGUGAGAAGAAAGGUCAUCCACCAUACAAGUGUUGGAGAAGACCUAACGCCUUCUGCUCCAAAUGCAAUCAACUUGGACAUGCAGCUGUGA
Cucurbita moschata (crookneck pumpkin) is the source of this 546-nucleotide messenger RNA. RefSeq lists its product as uncharacterized. The record is from RefSeq and is a predicted model, not a curated record. NCBI's taxonomy places the organism in Eukaryota, Viridiplantae, Streptophyta, Magnoliopsida, Cucurbitales, Cucurbitaceae. The transcript has 2 exons. Bases 1 to 546 code for a protein of 181 amino acids.